Messenger RNA from Halichondria panicea, 970 nucleotides. RefSeq names its product E3 ubiquitin-protein ligase rnf168-like. Gene Ontology annotation, molecular function: nucleosome binding; ubiquitin-protein transferase activity. The transcript is spliced from 6 exons. Gene Ontology annotation, biological process: double-strand break repair. Gene Ontology annotation, cellular component: site of double-strand break; nucleus. The record is from RefSeq and is a predicted model, not a curated record. Lineage: Eukaryota; Metazoa; Porifera; Demospongiae; Suberitida; Halichondriidae. Bases 66 to 863 code for a protein of 265 amino acids.
CAUUUCUUUAUUUCUGGUCGCCCUCUAUCUAGCUCUACUUAUCAAGCGCAUGCGCUUCCAAAGACAUGUGGCCCACGUGGCUUUGGAAGUGUUUUGGUGGGAAUUUCAGAAACAGAUUCAAGAUGGAUUUGACUGUACUUAGCACAUGCCCUGUCUGCUAUGAGAUCAUAAGAGAGCCUGUGAUGUUCCCCUGCAAACACGAGAUAUGUCUUACCUGCUUCAAAAAAAGCCUGGAGACAGCCAACCACUGGUGUCCCAUCUGUCGAAAGAGGAUAAGCUCCUGGGCCAGAAGAAACGUCAAUAAUCCUGUGAGCUCUGAGAGGAAAAGAAAAAUUGAGGAAGUUUUGGCGAAAUGUGACAUUAAUACACUCAUGAAGUCCACGGAAUCCACAAACGAUGAAAGAUGUUGGAAGUUAAGUGAACCAGGUGAAGUACGAAAAGACUAUCUUUGUGAGUUGGAUAAGAUGCAAGAAGAGCGUUCAAUGGAGGAAAGUGUCGGUGAAGAAGAAGCAAGGAGACUAGACAUUGAGAAUCAAGUGUUUGCUGCUGAGCGUGCGGAGGAAGAAAAGAUAGGAGAAGCUGUGGCUAGAUCCGUGGAACAAGAGGAGGCUAAGAAGAGACUGGACAGUGACAAUCAAGAUGAGUAUGAUAUGCAAAUGGCAGAGGUGUUGUCUCAAGAAUUCAUCCUAAAGCAGAUCGACGCUCGGAAGCUGCAGGUGGAGCAGGAUCUAAAGCUUGCACAGAAACUCAGUGAUCAUUCAAAUAGCUCACCGUGUGCAGAUCAAUUACCAACCAAGAAAAAGAGACCCAACACUCAAACUCUAAAGCCCAUAACGCAUUGGUUUCAUUCCCUAAGUAAUUAACUGAAUCAAGUUUUUUUCACAAUGUCAAACAUGCGCAUGUUCAUUAAUUGUAGUGCCAUAUGACGUCACACAUUCCAAUCAACCAAUUUAUCACACAUUCCAAUUGA